CGGCGACCGACUCGAUCUAUUGUGUUUAUGUUGAAUUUUCUGUUGAGGAUUUUUAAAUACCAAAGAAAUAGAAGCGGCAUUCAGAUAAACAUUGCUCUCGCGCUGUCGGUCAUGGAUUGGAAGACAUCUUAAGUAACAGUGUGUUGUGCAGAAAAACAACAUGAAUAAAGGUUGGCUGGAGCUAGAGAGCGAUCCAGGACUCUUCACUCUGCUGGUAGAAGAUUUUGGGGUCAAAGGUGUGCAAGUUGAAGAAAUCUAUGAUCUCCAGAGCAAGUGUCAAAGUCCCGUCUAUGGCUUCAUCUUCCUCUUCAAGUGGAUUGAAGAGCGCCGAUCCAGGAGGAAAGUCAACACUUUGGUGGACGAGACUUCGGUCAUCGAUGAGGAAAUUGUAAAUGACAUGUUUUUUGCUCAUCAGCUAAUCCCAAACUCGUGUGCCACCCACGCACUGCUGAGUGUCCUUCUCAACUGCAGUGGAGUGGAGCUGGGCUCCACACUCAGUCGCAUUAAGGCUUUCACUAAAGGCUUCAGUCCGGAAAGUAAAGGUUAUGCAAUAGGAAAUGCCCCAGAGCUCGCCAGAGCCCACAACAGCCACGCCAGACCGGAGCCGAGGCACUUGCCGGAGAAGCAGAAUGGCAUCAGUGCGGUUCGUACAAUGGAAGCGUUCCAUUUUGUCAGCUACGUGCCUAUCAAAGACCGCCUCUUUGAGCUGGAUGGACUGAAGGCUUACCCCAUUGACCACGGACCCUGGGGUGAAGAGGAGGAGUGGACUGAUAAAGCUCGACGGGUAAUUAUGGAGAGGAUUGGACUGGCCACAGCUGGUGAGCCGUACCAUGACAUCCGCUUCAACCUGAUGGCAGUGGUGCCUGACCGGAGAAUGAAGUACGAGUCUAAAUUAGAAGUUCUAAAGAAAAACCGACAAACUAUUCUGGAAGGUCUGCAGAAGAUGAUCCGGCUCACUCAGGCCGAGCAUCUCCAGGAGAAGAAGCAGCCAGACGCCUCUGCUGCCGAGGACAACAUCAAGAAAGAAGCAGAGGCCAGCUCAGGCGCUUCCUCAGUGGAUGAGUGCAAAGAGGCCUCUAACUCUUCAGCGGGCUCUAAAACUGUGGGUAAACCAGCGGCUCCCUCUGGAGGAGGCUCCCAGCAGGUGAGCGGCUCCAACCCCCUCGUUCAACGGCUGCCAGCAUUCCUGGACAAUCACAACUACGCCAAGUCUCCAAUGCAGGAGGAAGAGGAUCUUGCAGCUGGUGUCGGUCGCCCCCGGAUCCCAGCUCCUCCUCAGCCUCCGUACUCUGAUGAUGAAGAUGACGAUGAAGAUGAUGAAGAGGACGUGACAGGUUCCACUAGCACUGCGAGCAGAUUCAGGCGGAAGGCCAGUCUGCGGUCCAGAGCAGGUCGGGUCGGUUCCGGAAUGGAGAGCCAGAUCGCCCUCAAUGUUUUGGCCGAGAAACUGAAGAAGGAGGCUCAGAGAAAAGAUGCUCUGAAUACCCCCCUGUCUGUGCGCACCGAAGGCCGCACGGGGGGCAUCUGCAUCACAUCUGCUUCACAGCCUUCCCCAACGCCCAGCAACGAAAGCACAGACACCGCGUCUGAGAUUGGCAGCGCCUUCAACUCGCCGCUGCGCUCCCCGGCACGCUCCCAGGCCGCCACACGCCCAUCCAGUCCAGUAGCAUCCCAUUUGUCGCGUGUGCUGUUUGGAGAGGACGAGAUGCUGAGGCUGGACUCCAGACACAAUCGCGCUGUGAGAGAACUGGGCCCCUCUGUCAGCGUAGCCCUGCUGCACCUGCAGGAGGACGGAGUCAUCUGUGCUCUCUCUUCACCAGGAGAUUUGGCUGCUGAGAAUACAAAGCAGCCUUGCACUUCUGAGAAAGGAAAAGUUGCUGAAAAAGAGGCUACAAAGGAGGGAGGGGAUGGGUCUUCUGCAGAGGUGAAGAAAGAGGAUGAGGGGAAAUGUGGAGCAGACGUGAAGCCCGGAAAAGAAAGGCUCAACGCCGCGGAUUCCAGCUCAGAGAGCAAACCUCCCGGGGAUCGGUACUCACCCAAAGAGCUUCUUGCGUUGCUCAAGUGUGUGGAAGCCGACAUCGCCAACUAUGAGGUGUAUCUAAAGGAGGAAGUGGAAAAGAGAAAGAAAUAUAAAAUUGACGAUCAGAGGAGGACCCACAAUUACGACGAGUUUAUCUGCACAUUUAUAUCGAUGCUGGCCCAAGAAGGUAUGUUAGCCAGCCUGGUGGAGCAAAACAUCUCUGUGCGCCGGCGUCAGGGAGUGAGUAUCGGCCGCCUGCACAAACAGAGGAAGCCCGAUCGAAGGAAACGCUCCCGGCCUUACAAAGCCAAACGUCAGUAAAUAAUAAGGACAUCAUCCGUGUUAGUGAUGUGUAAACACCACGCAAUCAACAGAGGGGAAUAAAGAAGCUGCUGGACUCCUGACACUCAUUCCUACAGGCAGUAUAGUGUUGUAUUUUAGCCAGAACCUCUUCUGCUUCACAAAGUGGACCAUCCGUUUCUUUCUUGGCUUCAUAUCAUUCUUGCUAUUGUGCCAUUGUCACUUGCAGACUGUAAUGUUGAAUCAAGAAGCAUGUCUUUAGGGGGGUAACAUCAAUGUUUUUAAUGAACAAUCUUCUCUUCGUUAUAUAUAUUUUUUAGUACAAAUGUCGUUUGUUGGAAAAUGUGCUUAAGUCUCUCCAAAGGUAACUUCUCGGUCUUCAGUGCCCAUGAGGCGCUGAAUGUUUUUGACAAAGACAGAUCCUCAAUUCAGUCUCACCUUUUCAGUCACUGACUUUCAGUGCUGCUAAUUCACUCUGUAUUGUUUUCAUUAUUGCAUGAGUAGAAAACCAGCACCCAAGUCAAGAAGCCUCCUCAUGUUUUCCUUUUAGGAAAAGCUCUUGUCUCAUGUUGGUUUUCCAUCCAGACAUUUCCAGUGCAUUUUAUUUCUACUCAAAAAGGAUCUCAAGGUAAUAUUAAGGUGUGUGCAGUUGUGUGUCCUUGUAUAUAUUUAUCUGUCAUUUGGCUCAAGUGAACAUUGUACUGUUGUGCUCUGUGUUUUAUGAGUUCAUUCAGCAAUAAAGUCCAUCAAAAUGUA
Molecule: messenger RNA, 3076 nt
Organism: Oryzias latipes (Japanese medaka)
Lineage: Eukaryota; Metazoa; Chordata; Actinopteri; Beloniformes; Adrianichthyidae
Gene: bap1
Product: BRCA1 associated deubiquitinase 1
Biological process (GO): ubiquitin-dependent protein catabolic process; protein deubiquitination
Cellular component (GO): cytoplasm
Molecular function (GO): cysteine-type deubiquitinase activity
Source: RefSeq, a predicted model, not a curated record